AUGAGUUAUGAGGAAUUAGUUGAAGUAGUAGAAACGAACGGAUGGUCACUGCAGAGGAGCAACAUUUUCAUCAAGAAUUAUACCGAUAAUACACGUGGCUUUUAUCCAAUGCAGCACGAUAAGAACGUUACUGGAACGGCUGGCGUAAGUCUAUCGUCUAUCACACCUUAUGAUAGUUUCGUCCAACAACAACAACAACAACAACAACAGCAAUCAUCAAGUGGUAGUUCAGUACUACCAACUCGAUUAAUAUCAUCUCUAUCUUCUGAGCUAUCAAAUUUAGAUGGAGGUGAUUCGCAAGAUUCAUUGCAACAGCAACAGAAUGAUACGACACAAAAAUUGCUAGCUCAUCUUAGUUCAACUAUUAAUAGUGGUCCUUCUGUACCACAUGUAACAACAACAACAACACCUCAACAAGCUUACAUAACUGCUGCAGCUGCAGAAGAAGCUAAAUUAAUGGAAACCAGAAAGCAGGAACUUCUCCAAAAAUUACAACAACAAUUAAAUAGUAGCAAUAAAGUAUCCGCUAAUGGUACCACUAAUGCAACCGUUGCAGCACAACUUUGGCUACAGCAAAAUUGCGCUGCAUUGCAGCAGCAGCAACAGCAACAACAACAACAACAACAACAACAGCUGGCGAAUAAGAUAAAUCAAAAUCAAUCCUCGAUUAUUUUGACCAAUCAUUCGACUACUGCAAAUCUGAUACCUGAAACACAUCAAAUUCAACAGGAUGUUAAGCAGCAGCGAACUUCAUUCCUGAAUUCCGAUUAUCAGCAACUUGUACAAAAUGGUGAUUUACGAUUACAGGAUGAAAGUGAACAGCAGUUUUUAUCAGAUGUUAAAACUGUUACAGUAUCACAACAUCAUACAUCUCUAUCACCACAUCCUGUGGUACAUACCGAUGAUGGUUCCAGUGCUUUCCGGCUGCUGAAUCAAAAUAUGGAAAUGCGGCAAGAUCGUGCUAUUACUGCUACAGCAGUAAUAACUCGAGAUUGUGAUGAUGUAUCAAAUUUUGCAAUACCAUCAUCAUCAUCAUCGUCAACUUCCUCUUUUGUGACAUCAUUGUCACGGAAUCAUAUCACAUCCGUAGAAAGAGAUUAUCAUCAUAACGGAGAAGAUGAUACAAUUGAAUCGAAACUUGUCAUCGGUGAUAUCGAAAUGACCGAUGAUUGUAGUAAAACUGACAAAACUAUUAACAUUGAUGAGUCUUAUUCAGUUAGCAAGAUAACUGAUGAAGGAGGAGGAAAUGAACAAUCAUUAUUAACAACCGGAAUCAGUAAUGAAAUUAUUGGCAUCUCGACAUAUGCAACUAUGGGUUCGGUAAUUCGUACGGAUAGCGAUGAAUUUACUGAAAAAACGGAUAAUGUCGAUGAACAACCACGAAUGAAAUCUAUUUUAGAUUUUGUGGAUGGAGAAGUGGAAAUAGAUGUUGAGCACAAAGAAUGUGAUGAAGAUGAAAUGGACGAAAAACCGUUAACUGAUGAUGACGAUGCCGGAAGCGGAAUAGUUGAUGAUAGUGAGAGCAGACUUCUGGUGAGUGGCAUGGAAUCUCCAGAAAUACAUGGAACACGUACGGAAACACCGCUUGGACAAACUCGAUUUACGGCAAUAUGCAUUGAAGAACGUAUCCUAAAUGAAAAAUUAAUCCCUUCUACGACAUCGUCAACAGCAACAACCUCACGUUCCGCAGCUAGCAGUGUCAGUCCAUGCCAUCGUUUAAUGCCGCAAACCGCACAUGCGGCACCAAGCCCACGAUCCGAAUCCAUCUCAAGUACGCCUAGUUCGUCAACAUUUUGCCGUGCUCCUGGCCUAGGCCCGAUAAAUGUUACGGAAGCGCAACAAUCUGGUGCCGCACUUCCGCUUGUCUGUAAUAUCUGUGGCUUCUCGUGUAACUCUAAAUUCCACUACAAUUCUCAUAUGAACACUCAUGGUGAUCACCAGUGCACAAUGUGCGACUAUACGUCACGUACGGAGGGACGUUUAAAGAAACACAUGCGUGAUUCACAUACCGUUGAGGAACAACUUGCUGCAGGUCUUGACGUAGAACAAGCGUUAACUAACAGUACUUCUACAUCAAGUACACCGGUAGCACGAAUCACGACAACACCUGUCGAUGCUAGCAGUCUUUCAACCUCAAUGGCUUCUGUCCUAGAAGCAGCUAAUUUGGCGGCAGCUGCACAAGCUGCGGCACAAGCUGUUGCCGCUAGUUGUUCAUCGAACUCAAGCAGUGGUCCAACAACAUCAGCACAAAGUGAUUCCGGUAGUGGUCUAAGUUUGCCGUCCGGUUCAGGAACUCCACCAUCAAGCGAUAUAAUUUCAUCAUCAAAGCUCUCCGGUGCUGCAAAUUCCAUAAGUGGAUUGGUACCAUCUGCUCUGGAUCAAAUUCGUGCUUUCACCGAAAAUCCAAGUGUGUUACCGGAUUUAUCAUCAGCAAAUUUAGCUACAGCACUGAUCUCACAGGGUCUUCUUAGUUCACAAGCAUUCCAUGAAAGCAUCAAAUCAAUAAACAGUGAUGAGCAAUCAAUUAGUCCGGUAAACGGUGAUAAACCAAGGCAAUGUUCAAGUAAACCAAAAACAUACAAAUGUAAACAAUGUAGUCAUAUCAGUACGUCUAAAGAAGAGCAAUGGGCACAUGCUCGAACUCAUAUACCUGUGGAAAAGCAACUUGGUUGUACAAGAUGCGGUUUUGUCACCGAAUAUAAGCAUCAUUUGGAAUAUCAUUUACGGAAUCAUAUGGGAUCUAAACCAUUCCAUUGUAAAAAAUGCGCUUAUUCCUGUGUUAAUAAAUCAAUGCUUAAUUCACAUAUGAAAUCACAUACAAAUAUUUAUCAAUUUCGUUGUCGUGAUUGUACCUAUGCUACAAAAUAUUGUCAUAGCUUAAAAUUACAUCUGAGAAAAUAUAAUCAUAAUCGAGCUACUGAUGUCACCGAUUCACCUGUAAGCAUUACUGUCAAUGCUACUGCUAGCACAAGUGAUCUUUGUAAUGGUACAACGCAAGUAGUUGCGGAAAGUGAUGAUACAGCAAUGCGACGUCUUAGUGAAUCACUUGCGGUACAAUCUACUGAUGGUGGUUCCUCACCGGAACCACUACCAACAACAUCAACUAUGGCACAAGAGUUAACUGCUGCAUUAGGUAUGACACCGGUUGUCACCACUAAUUCACUGGAUAUAGCAUCACAUUUACUCUUCCGUCAGCAACAUCAGAUGGAAGAAAUGGAAUUAUUGCUCCGAUUAAAAAAUAUGGCUGGUCUAAAUCCAGGUGCUAUGCUUGGUAUAUCAUUGCAAUGUCCAGCAUGUAGUUAUCAGGCAAUCAAUCAGGGUGACAGUUUACGACAUCAGCUAGGCCAUCUGAUCGGUCCAAAUGGUGAAAAUCCGCUUAUUCCACUGUAUAAUAUAUUUGGAAUACCGCAAACAGCUGGUGUACCCAGUAGUGAAACAUCAUUCGAUUCAAGUAGCAAUCUAAAUGAGCAAAUGGAACAACAAGAUGAUGAAAUGGAAACAUCAAAAGUGGAAGUUGAUGAUUAUAUUAGUGGUGCUGAAGUUGAUGAAAAAACCGGCAUAACCGAUUCGGAAGAUCAUAUGAUGAGUGAUAUUUCCGGUGAGUCAGAGGAUUCACCAAGUUCUGGAAAAAGUAGCACUGAUGAAGGUUCAUCCGGUAUGGAACAGGAAAGCGAUAAAGGUGCAAAAAAGCGAAAAGCCGGUUUAAAGCUAAAUCAAAUUGCUGCACGACUUCAGGAGAAAAAUUCACCUGAAAAUCCCGGUUCCAGUGAUAGUAUGAAUGAUUCUAAGUAUGAAGGAUUGUUAUUAUCAGGAAUGAAAGAGAAUCCAUUAAACGAAAUGAGUGGAACUUCUGUAGGUAUAACUUUAGAUUCACAAGAAGCGCCAUCAAUAUCAUCAUUAACGUCAACAACGCCAUUAGCGCCACAACCACAAUUGAUACCACCGCUUGGAAUACAUAAUGAUUUGAUUAAUUUAAGCAAUUUAAAUAUUUUUCAACAAGCAUGUAUUGCUCAUAUGCAAGAAAUGGAGCGUAAGCUACAUAUCCUAGAAAUGUGGCGUUUUUCAUGCGGUCAUUGCAAGAUGGCAUUCCAGGAUGAGCCAUUAUAUCAUAUUCAUAUGGGAUAUCAUGGUUAUGAAAAUCCAUUUAAAUGUAAUCGUUGUGGUCAAGCAUGUUCAGAUUUUCUUACAUUCAAUCUUCAUUUAUUACAAGCAAAACAUUAA
This is a messenger RNA of Brugia malayi, 4221 nucleotides long. It is a transcript of the gene Bma-hbl-1, whose product is annotated as Zinc finger, C2H2 type family protein. Gene Ontology annotation, biological process: regulation of transcription by RNA polymerase II. The transcript has 11 exons. The coding region runs from base 1 to 4221 and encodes 1406 amino acids. Gene Ontology annotation, molecular function: RNA polymerase II cis-regulatory region sequence-specific DNA binding; DNA-binding transcription factor activity. NCBI's taxonomy places the organism in Eukaryota, Metazoa, Nematoda, Chromadorea, Rhabditida, Onchocercidae. The record is from RefSeq and is a predicted model, not a curated record.